CAGGGGCUGGUGGCUGCCGACGCCGGGGUCCCGAGGCAUGGUGGGGGCGGGGCCGGGGGAGGUGUGCACCGAGCAGGCUAGGGCGACCCUUGCCCUGGCCCCAUGAGCUGGGACUCGACAGACUGCACCAGCACCAAAGCGUCUACCAUGUGCCAGCCCCAGGGCUAGAAGAGUACAUCGCGGUGACUGAAGUAGACCUGGUUACUUCCAGUAGAGAGCGUACAGUUCAACGAGGAGACUCAAACAUUAAACACAACCAUGCAAGCGAACGUGUAAAUAAAAAGUGUGACAGAAUACUAGAGAAAGAACAAGAAAAAGAUGAGUCCGUUAGAGAUGUUAUAAUGGAUCAUCAUGUUUCCACAAUUAAACCUCGAAGAAUCCAAAAUCAAAAUGUCAUUCACCGCUUAGAGCGCCGGCGCAUCAGUUCAGGCAAGGCAGGGACCCACUGGCAUCAGGUCCGAGUGUUCCACCAGAAUGUCUUCCCCAAUUUCACAGUUGUCAACGUUGAAAAGCCUCCUUGUUUCUUGCGUAAAUUCUCCCCUGAUGGGCGCUACUUUAUUGCUUUUUCAUCUGACCAGACGUCUCUUGAAAUCUAUGAGUACCAGGGCUGUCAGGCAGCAGAGGACCUCUUGCAGGGAUAUGAAGGGGAGAUCUUGUCCAAUGGCAAUGACCAGAGGUCCGUCAGCAUCCGAGGCCGGCUCUUUGAGCGUUUCUUUGUUCUGCUGCACAUUACCAAUGUAGCGGCCAAUGGCGAGCACUUGAACCGGGAGUGUAGUCUCUUCACAGAUGACUGCCGCUGUGUCAUCGUGGGCUCUGCUGCCUACCUCCCAGAUGAACCUCACCCUCCUUUCUAUGAGGUGUAUCGGAACAGCGAGUCUGUGACCCCCAACCCACGGUCCCCUCUUGAGGACUAUUCCCUCCACAUCAUUGACCUUCACACUGGCCGUUUGUGUGACACACGCACAUUCAAGUGUGACAAAGUGGUCUUGUCACACAAUCAAGGGCUAUACUUGUACAAAAACAUCCUGGCCAUACUGUCUGUGCAGCAGCAGACUAUUCAUGUCUUCCAGGUGACUCCUGAAGGCACGUUUAUUGAUGUUCGGACCAUUGGCCGCUUCUGCUAUGAGGAUGACCUGCUCACCGUGUCUGCCAUUUUCCCUGAGGUGCAGCGGGACAGCCAGACAGGCAUGGCCAAUCCUUUCAGGGACCCCUUCAUCAACUCCCUGAAGCACCGGUUGCUGGUUUAUCUCUGGCGCAGGGCAGAGCAGGAUGGUAGUGCCAUGGCAAAGAGGCGCUUUUUCCAGUACUUUGACCAGCUGCGGCAGCUGCGCAUGUGGAAGAUGCAGCUCCUGGAUGAGAACCAUCUAUUCAUCAAAUACACCAGCGAGGACGUAGUGACGCUGCGGGUCACAGACCCAUCUCAGGCCUCCUUCUUUGUGGUAUACAACAUGGUGACAACAGAAGUGAUUGCCGUGUUUGAGAACACGUCGGAUGAGCUUCUAGAACUCUUUGAGAACUUCUGUGAUCUCUUUCGCAAUGCCACCCUGCACAGUGAAGUCCAGUUCCCUUGCUCAGCUUCUAGCAACAACUUUGCAAGGCAGAUCCAGCGCCGGUUCAAAGACACAAUUAUAAAUGCCAAGUAUGGAGGGCACACGGAGGCUGUGCGCCGACUGCUAGGCCAGCUCCCCAUCAGUGCCCAGUCUUACAGUGGGAGCCCAUACCUGGAUUUGUCUCUCUUCAGCUACGAUGACAAGUGGGUGUCAGUCAUGGAGCGACCCAAGACUUGUGGAGAUCACCCGAUCAGGUUCUAUGCCCGAGACUCUGGCUUGCUGAAGUUUGAGAUCCAGGCGGGCUUGCUGGGCCGCCCCAUCAACCACACAGUGCGACGCCUCGUGGCCUUCACCUUUCACCCCUUUGAGCCAUUUGCCAUUUCUGUGCAGAGGACUAAUGCAGAGUAUGUUGUCAACUUCCACAUGCGACACUGCUGCACCUAGUCACCUCAUUACAAUCAUGCUGUCCAGGACUCUUCCCCUGCUUUGCUCAGUGGACAAUAAAGCAAAAGCUGCUAGCUGCCUGCUUUCGUCGGUUUUCCAGAAUGGUGUACUUCACCUACAACAGAGCCUGAGAGAGAGGAUGGGGUGCAACCUGGUGGGACUGUUUUCCUCUUACCAAGAUGAUCAUUUUUAAAGUUGUCAUGCUUUUCCCUUUGAGAACACCUAGCAUUAAAUCCAUUCUAUUUUGUUUACUUAGCAUUUUAUGUCUGUGGAGCUAGAAGCAUUUACACCUUUCCCCCUUGAUGUCACUCUUCGGCAUUAUGGUGUGAAGCCUGCAGCAGGUAAAUCAUGUUUACUCUUGAGAAUUAUGUACUCUUUUUCCAUUCCCUCAACAAGCAGGGCUAUCUUUUUAAGAGAAAAUAAAGCCUUGGUAUUUUCUUAGGA
Mastomys coucha (southern multimammate mouse) is the source of this 2438-nucleotide messenger RNA. RefSeq names its product DET1 partner of COP1 E3 ubiquitin ligase (gene Det1). Gene Ontology annotation, biological process: protein ubiquitination; positive regulation of proteasomal ubiquitin-dependent protein catabolic process. Gene Ontology annotation, cellular component: cullin-RING ubiquitin ligase complex; nucleus. The transcript is spliced from 6 exons. Bases 342 to 1994 code for a protein of 550 amino acids. Lineage: Eukaryota; Metazoa; Chordata; Mammalia; Rodentia; Muridae. Gene Ontology annotation, molecular function: ubiquitin protein ligase binding; ubiquitin-like ligase-substrate adaptor activity. The record is from RefSeq and is a predicted model, not a curated record.